AUGGCUGGUGAAAAUGAAGGUAGUAGAGAAGGGACACUUGGUAAAAAUUUGACGAACGGAUUUACCAAGGGUCAACUGUCAUCAGAAUCAAAAAAAAAUACAAAAAAGUCGAAAGGCUCUUCCAAAAAAGGAAUCGAAACUGGGAAACGGAAUGGAUUCGUGAACUUUAUGGAUGAAGACGAAGAGCGAAGUGAAGAACAAUCUGAUACUUUUGCAGUUUCAAAAAGCGUUGACAAGCCUCCGAAGAAGAAAAGUUUGCUUGAACAAAGAAAACAAUUACCUAUCUGGGAGGCUAAGGAUGCCAUUUGUCAAAAAAUCCAAGACAAUCGUGUAAUUGUAGUCGUCGGUGAAACUGGUUCAGGUAAAUCCACUCAAAUUCCUCAGUUUCUUAAUGAAUGUGAAUACGCGAAAGAAGGAUGUGUGGGAAUUACGCAGCCCCGUAGGGUAGCCGCUGUAAAUUUGGCGAAACGUGUAGCCCAAGAGCAGAAUACUCGGCUGGGAGAUAAGGUUGGUUAUUCCAUUCGUUUUGAUGAUUCAACAAGUCCCAACACGAGAGCCAAGUAUCUGACCGAUGGCAUGCUGUUGAGAGAGCUAAUUAACGAUCCUCUUCUUUCGCAAUACCAUACGUUAAUUUUGGAUGAAGCACAUGAAAGAACUCUCAUGACUGACAUGCUUCUUGGUUUUGUAAAAAAGAUUAUAAAAAAGAGACCUGCUUUGCGUGUUAUCAUUAUGAGUGCUACGUUGAAUGCAGAAAGAUUUUCUGAGUUUUUUGAUGGCGCUGAAAUAUGUUUCAUUAGUGGUCGACAGUACCCCGUUCAAAUACAUUAUACAUAUGUUCCAGAACAAGAUUACAUGGACGCUUGCUUGCGUACCAUAUUUCAGUUGCACGUAAAACUGCCUCCUGGUGAUAUGCUCGUUUUCCUUACGGGUCAAGAUGAGAUUGAGGCAUUGGAAUCUUUAAUUACAGAUUAUGCGAAGCAAUUGCCUUCCAAUAAGCUGCAAAUACAAGCUUGCCCUCUUUUCGCUAGUUUACCACAAGAGCAGCAAAUGCUGGUUUUUCAGCCUACUAUUCCCAAUCAUCGUAAAAUCGUGUUGUCUACAAAUAUUGCAGAAACGUCUGUCACCAUCUCGGGAAUUCGGUAUGUUAUCGACACUGGUUUAGCCAAGGUGAAGCAAUUCAACGCCCGAUUAGGCUUGGAGAGCUUAACGGUACAGCCCAUUUCUCAGUCUGCCGCGAGACAACGUAGCGGCCGUGCUGGUCGUGAAGCACCGGGCCAGUGCUAUCGGUUGUAUACAGAGGCAGAUUUUGAUAAGCUUCCCAAAGAGUCUACGCCGGAAAUCAAGCGGAUAGAUCUUUCUCAAGCAGUAUUGACACUUAAAGCCCGAGGCCAGAAUGAUGUUAUUAAUUUUGAUUACAUGGAUCCUCCUUCCAAGCAAUCGCUUGUGCGUGCUUUGGAACACUUGUAUUCCAUUGGCGCAUUGGAUGAUAACGGAAAAAUCAAUGAAACGGGGUACCAAAUGUCGUUGAUUCCUUUGCUACCAUCGCUUGCUAGAGCUAUGCUAAGUGCCAGGGAGCAUAACUGCUUAAACGAGGUGAUUGACAUCGUGUCUUGUCUUUCAACAGACUCCAUGUUUCUCUUUCCUCAGGAGAAGAGGGAAGAGGCAGCUGAAGCCAAAACAAAAUUUUUGCAUAGUGAGGGAGAUCACCUUACAUGCUUAAAUGCGUUACGGGUAUAUCUCGAAACAAGCUCGGACAUGCGAAAACAUUGGUGCAACCAGAACUUUGUUAACCGCCGUGCAUUGAAGAUUAUAUUGGACAUUCGCAAACAGCUUCGAGAACAUUGUAAAAAAGCGAAUUGGGAUAUUAAUGAUAAUACUGAAGUCAACACUGAAAAUAUUCUUCGUUCUUUUCUUUCGGGUUACAUUUCUAGUACUGCUUUGCUUCAUCCCGAUGGUUCUUACAAGACUACUGUUGGCAAUCAAACUGUAUCUAUACAUCCUUCCUCUUCACUUUUUGGUAAGAAGGUGGAAGCGAUAAUGUACCAUGAAUCUGUUUUCACUACCAAACCGUACGUUCGGGGUGUCAGCAGCAUUCGGGGUAAUUGGUUAUCCGCUGUGGCUCCUCAUUACCUUGGCCGACAGCAGGUGUAA
Messenger RNA from Schizosaccharomyces osmophilus, 2151 nucleotides. RefSeq names its product ATP-dependent RNA helicase Prh1 (gene prh1). Gene Ontology annotation, molecular function: ATP hydrolysis activity; RNA binding; ATP binding. The coding region runs from base 1 to 2151 and encodes 716 amino acids. The transcript has 3 exons. The record is from RefSeq and is a predicted model, not a curated record. NCBI's taxonomy places the organism in Eukaryota, Fungi, Ascomycota, Schizosaccharomycetes, Schizosaccharomycetales, Schizosaccharomycetaceae. Gene Ontology annotation, cellular component: catalytic step 2 spliceosome; intracellular anatomical structure.